GACAAAACGUAUAAAGUUAAUAAUAAUUCGAGACUACCGGACGAUACGCGCGCGUUGUAAUAUAUGUCAUAUGAUCUAUAAAUAUACAUGCUUGUUUUCCUGUGAACGCCUUUACGAUCACACAUGUUUUACUCCUAAAAGGAGAGAAUGAAAGACAUGAACAUGAUGUUAAAACCACGUUGUCAUAUUAUUCCAAUAUAUAUUUAUAGUCGCGAAUUGGCUAGAAAAGAUCUUAAUAUCGCCUAUACAAAUUCUUAUAUUAACCUUCAUCAAUAUGCCUUACAAACUAUUUCAAGCAGACAUAGAAUUGUUAAUGAAUUUGACUAUAACAAAGAUCUGCUAAUUAUGGGAAAUUUAAAUAUUCAAACACCUUCACCUUCAAUAUUUUUUAAAUCAAAAAAUAUAUUAGUCAAAGAUAAUAUAUUCUUGAGUUUGAAUUGUGUACUUAAUGGACAACCAGAUAUGAUAGAUAGAAACAAUCAAAAUAUUAAUAAUGAAAAAAUACAGAAGACUUAUCAAAUUUUGCAUGAUCAUCUCCCAAGAUUUUUUCAGGAGACCCACCCUUUCAACAUUUAUCAUACCAAUAUUAUUUUCGAAAACAAUAUCAAAGGCUUCACAUUGCACGGAAAAAACAAAUAUAUAUCAUGGCUUUACUGGCUUAAGCUUAUCAAUAAGCUUAAAUAUGCGGAGGUGAAGUUAAAUAUCCUUAAAAUGACGCUACACACUGAAAGUCGAACAAUCAAAAUCAGGUGGCAAUUAACUGGAAUUUCUAACAUCAGCGCCUUUUUCAAAAUUUGGAAGAAGGAUAGAUUCGAUAUCGUGAAAGAUGGAUUCAGCACAUUUUUCUUAGAUUCUAAUGGGCUCGUCAUCAAGCAUCUUAUGGACAAAAUGAUGAUGGACGAGGACUAUAAAUUAUCAACCGGUGCUAACAUUAAGGCAAACAUCGUGUCAAGCGUUAAAACCGCCUUUUUAGCUGGGCUUGUAUGGCCUAUACCUCCUAAUGUUUCAUCCAUGCUCGAUGAUUAAAUUUUUAUUGAAUCCGAUCAAAUGGAAUUUUAUUUUUGGUGAAUAAAAAUGUUAUGACGAAUUGGGAUAAAGAGACCUUUUUUUGGGGGGGGGGGGGGGGUGGCAUUUGUUUUUAUUAAUACUACAAUAUUUACGAAAAAUAUAAUAACCAAUAUUUUAUUUCAAAUUUUUCAUAGAAUUAUUUUAUAACUCGUUUCUGCAAUUUUCAUUUUGUUGAAUUGUUUAUUUUAAAAUAAAAUUUUUACUAAGAAAAUCAAAAUUAUAAAUUUACUUGUAAUUGUUAAACAUAUUAUUAAAUUAAUAUAAUAAAAUUCAGGCAAAAAUUAUCAAUAUCUAUUGUUCUAUCCAUCGUUGUCGAUGGCAUUUUUCUGUUAUUUUUUUAUAAUUUUCGAGUAUUUAUUAAAAUCAUUUGUUAAGUUUUUCCUGUUUUUUUGCGUUAAAAAACAAUACGUUAAUAAAACAAUUGUUAUUAUUUUAUGUUUUUUGCGUUAAAAAACAAUACAUUAAUAAAACAAUUGUUAU
Messenger RNA from Gordionus sp. m RMFG-2023, 1548 nucleotides. RefSeq lists its product as uncharacterized. The transcript has 6 exons. Lineage: Eukaryota; Metazoa; Nematomorpha; Gordioida; Chordodea; Parachordodidae. The coding region runs from base 148 to 1026 and encodes 292 amino acids. The record is from RefSeq and is a predicted model, not a curated record.